AUGUUUGAGGAAAUGUUGGAACUAGUACCAAUGUGCGGCAAUACUACAGGACAAGAUAUAUUUAUUUGUAUUGAUGAAGUUCUGCAAAAAUACAAUCUACCGCUGUCAAAAUUAACUUCUGUAGCUACAGAUGGAGCUCCUUCAAUGACCGGAAAAACAACGGUUUUGUGGCAUUACUGCGAAAAGAACAAAGUGAGAUUUAUGAAGCAUCCAAGAUUCAUCAUACACAUUGCAUUAUACAUCAAGAAGUAUUAUGCACGAAG
This is a messenger RNA of Pelobates cultripes (western spadefoot toad), 263 nucleotides long. Lineage: Eukaryota; Metazoa; Chordata; Amphibia; Anura; Pelobatidae. The record is from the annotation of a GenBank genome assembly.